CUAAUUUUCCCUUUUUUUCUAAAAAAACCCAAAUUUCCCCUCUUUCACAUAACCAAAACCUAAUUGUACAUCUCAAACUACCAUCAAACAUCCUUCACUCUUGCUCGAUCUCUAUCAAACUGCUCUACCGCUUCAACUUUAGAGGUUCAAAUCGUUGGCUACGAGGCUGCUUAAGUGGUAAACUGUGUGUAACAAUAUCCCCAUACUUGCGUACCAUAUGUUCCCAUGUCUCUCACACACAACGCUUGAUCGAUAUCGGUUUAUUCAACUAUCCGACCGGGAGAUCGUCUCCACAGUUCGAAUAGGGUGAUGUAAUUGCAAUUUGAUUUCAGGUUUGAUUCCGUAACUGAAUGCAAUAGUCACCGAUUUAGUAACCCUAUAUGAAACAAAAGUUUGGUUAUGUGGUUUUCAAGAAUGCGAUUGGAAGUUUUGUUUUCAGUUGUAUUCGUUAAGUUAAAUAGGCUUUAGGGUUUUAAAGCUAAAAAAGUGUCUAGAAUGGGCCUUUUUCUGUGAUAAUAUAUGAAUUGGUGUGACUAUUACAUUCAAAUCGAUGUCAUACCCUAGUGAAUUUGCUUGACUUCCUUAAUUCCACGUUUACUAAACUGGUAGUCUAUAAGUUAAGAUGCUUAACCUUUUAAAUUCAAAAUUUAAGAGUUAAGCUGGUAGACAACUGUGAUAACUAUGGUGGUAUAUUACUGACAGCAAUAGUGAGUUAUUGUUCUUACUGCAAAGAGUUAUCGACAACAUGUAUUUGAAAGAUGAGUUAACUGCACAAGGAUAAUGUGCCUUUCCAAAUAUUGGACCAUGGCCGGUGGUCCUUCCCGCCCACCCGCAGGGCCGCCCCUGGUGAUUGAUUAUACUAUUAGACUGUGGGGUGUGGGGCGUUGGUUGGGGUGGCGGUUUGGGUUCAACGCCGGCUGCUCCACCCCGGGCAAGUGUUGGGCAUGGCGUUGCCCCUUUGGCGUGGGGCGGGGGUGGGGGUGGGUGACCUGGCUGGCUUUGGUUGGUUGGUUCAACAAGGAGAACUAUAUUGGAGUGUGUGGUUUUGGUAAAGUUUAUAAAGGAGAAGUGUCUCACUCUGAGGGGCGAGGCAUUGUCGCUAUUAAGCAUUUGGAUCAUGCCAGUCAACAAGGAGCACCUGAGUUCUUGAAAGAGUUGACCAUGCUUUCUGAUUAUAAGCAUGAAAAUGUUAUCUCACUUCUGGGAUUCUGUUGUGAAGGGGGUGAGAUGAUCCUGGUGUAUGAGCUUGCAUCUUGUGGAAGCCUUGACCGCUAUUUAAAGUCCCCUUAUCUCACUUGGAGGCAACAUUUGUCACUGCUGAUCUCGGGCUAUCAAUAAUAGGGUCAGCUAAUGAGCAGCACUCACUUAUUGUCACUGCCGCAGCAGAUACCGGGGGGUAUAUUGAUCCAGUAUACUGGAUGAUGAACACCCUAACGAAAGAGUCAGACGUAUACUCUUUCGGAGUGGCCUUAUUCGAAGUUUUAUGCGGGAGGUUAUGUUAUACACUUGAUAACAAGGGUCAUGUGGUUAAGGAGAUUCUCACAUGGAUUAAGAGCUAUGAACAAAACAUGUUAAAUGAUAUAAUUUUUGAUAAUCCAAACAUUAAACCAAUGCAUCAAAGUGUUUUAAAAAGAUUCUCACGCAUUGCAUAUCAAUGUUUGAAGGAAUCUCGUGAAGAUCAGCCAGAGAUGUCUGAAAUUGUCACAGAACUUGAGAGUGCCCUUAAUAUUCACGAAUUACUCCAAAAUGAAUAGUUUAUAGGUAAAUGGAACGAACAAUUUCAUGAGUACCAACAGAUGAUUAAGACUGCAAAACCUCCUCUGAACUACAAAUCCAAAGAUGAAAUGAUGAUUCUUAUGUCCAAAGGGGUUCUGCUUAAUGUCGGCAAAACUUGGUUUUCAUUGAAUAAGAAGGGAGAACGCUGUGAGAUGAUAUCUAUUGGAGAAUGUUUGGGUUCAGGUGUACAGAGUUUUAGAUUCUCGUCUAGAUAUAAUUCAAGAUUUGCUGUGGACACUUACUCAAUCUAUACAGAGAAUGAUUUCAAAAAAAUUCUACAUGUAGGAACUCAGUUCUUGUCUCCGGGAAUCACAUACACGGUGAACCUGGUGUUCAAGUUUUCUAGAGAAGGGAAGAGAAGAAGGGAACCUAUAUUCCUCAAAUACAGAUUACAAGGGGAGAGAGAGAGUUCAAUUUCAUACCUUGCAUAUGAUAGAGAAGAUGGAUGGUGGGCAUGUGACUUGUAUCAGUUUACUUAUAACUACAGAAUUGUUCAUUUUCAGAUUUUGUUUGAGGGCUAUGAUAAUGGAGAUUCCUUAAAAGUAGAAGGCAUAGAAUUCCAACCCUUGGUGAACGUAGAACAUGUUGAUGAGAAGCAACUCAUAUCAGAUACAGAUUCAGAUUCAAAUUGGGAAGAAAAACUGCCAGCUGAUUAUGAAGACAUAAUGGAAAGGUCAGAAAAUAGCCUGCAAUGGACAGCCAAGGAGGAGGCCUACUCAAUUAUUCGCAAAGGCUUCUUUAUCAGUGUUAAAAAAAAGAAAGAGAAGCAUUUGGUUUUCUCUUGACAAAAAUGGGAAGAAGUGUCAUAUGCUAUCAGCAGCUCUCAUAUGGCAUUGGGAAAAAAAGUGUUAUCACCUGAAUCAAGAUUUGGAGAAGCAAUUCAGUGGGGGGAUAAUAGCUAUAUUUUUUUUUAUCAAGACUAAUGUCCAGUCCUAACUAGUAUGGAGAAUGUGGCUGUCAUCUAUUUGAUUGGUAUCUACAAUAGGUUGACUUGGUGGGAGUCAAUUUAUAGUGGCAAGUAGCUGACUCGCAACAGGAUGAUGGGAGUUAGGGGUAUAUUUUGAGAUCACAAGGUUAUGUUGACCAAGAUGAUGAAUAUGAGGGCAUGGACCUAAUUGCAUCUGCAAAUAAUGAUGAGAUCCAACAGGAGGAUAGCCAUGAUGAUGCACAAGUUCAAGAUCAAUUACAUCGCCCAAAUUAGAAAAAGAAAUAGGCUCGGCUUAACUACAUAUACCACGAUUUUAGCUUUU
Messenger RNA from Helianthus annuus (common sunflower), 3026 nucleotides. RefSeq lists its product as uncharacterized. Lineage: Eukaryota; Viridiplantae; Streptophyta; Magnoliopsida; Asterales; Asteraceae. The record is from RefSeq and is a predicted model, not a curated record. The transcript is spliced from 8 exons. Bases 1797 to 2561 code for a protein of 254 amino acids.